Messenger RNA from Lates calcarifer (barramundi perch), 4240 nucleotides. RefSeq names its product endophilin-B2. Lineage: Eukaryota; Metazoa; Chordata; Actinopteri; Centropomidae. Bases 315 to 1484 code for a protein of 389 amino acids. The transcript has 11 exons. Gene Ontology annotation, biological process: membrane organization. The record is from RefSeq and is a predicted model, not a curated record. Gene Ontology annotation, molecular function: protein binding. Gene Ontology annotation, cellular component: cytoplasm; membrane.
ACCUUAUUAAGUUUUCGCUGGAACUGCUUUGUAGUGAAAAUUGAGAACGAGAAUAUGGAUGUACCCAUGUGCCAAGGUCAUGGUGGAGGGACAGGACAUGCUGCAGGGUGACAGGGUGACAGGGGGGAGUCGUGACUUCGGCCCCGUGUUGUGGGCUCUUUAAACGCAGGGCGGAGAGCAGAUUUCCGAUCGUCCAUGAAGAGGAUUACGGCUUCAGUUCUACGUCUGCUGCUACAUCAUCUCAGCUGAUCCGAGGAUUUCCUCUACAGGGAAACAAACAAGCCCUGUCAGUCUGCGCGGCUCAGUCCCACACCAUGGAUUUCAACGUCAAAAAACUGGCUUCUGAUGCCGGGGUCUUCUUCACCCGGGCGAUGCAGUUCACAGAGGAGAAGCUGGGCCAAGCUGAGAAGACAGAGCUGGAUCCUCACUUAGAGAACCUGAUCAGUCGUGCUGAUGGCACCAAGAACUGGACUGAAAAAAUCUUGAGACAAACAGAGGUGCUCCUGCAGCCCAACCCAAGUGCUCGAAUAGAGGGGUUCAUCUACGACAAAUUUGACAAGAAGCUACCCUCCAGGAUGACCAACCCAGAGCUGCUGGGCCAGUACAUGCUGGAAGCUGCCAAUGAAUUUGGUCCAGAGACACCAUAUGGUAGCACCCUGAUAACAGUGGGAGAGUACCAGAAGAGACUGGGAGGGGCCGAGCGUGAGUUCCUCCAAACCUCAGCUGCCACCUUCCUCACUCCUCUACGCAACUUCCUGGAAGGAGACUGGAGGACUAUAUCAAAAGAGAAGCGACUUCUGGAGAAUCGACGACUGGAUCUUGACAUCUGCAAAGCACGUCUGAAAAAAGCCAAGCAGGCAGAAGCCAAAGCAGCAGCUGCACCUGAUUUUCAGGAGACAAGGCCUCGAAAUUAUGUUCUGUCUGCCAGUGCAUCAGCGCUGCUGAGUGAGGAAGUGGACAAGGCAGAGCACGAGCUUCGUGUUGCUCAGACUGAGUUUGACCGACAAGCUGAGGUCACCAGACUGCUGCUAGAAGGCAUCAGCAGCACACAUCUCAACCACCUGCGUUGUUUGCAAGAUUUUGCAGAGGCUCAGGCCACUUACUACGCCCAGUGUCAUCACUACAUGCAGGACCUUCAGAGGGAGCUCAACAGAUGUGCUAAUGCUGUCGGUGCCGUCUGCCCCAACCCUGUCUCGUCUGCUUUACUGUCUGGACCAUCAUCUCCUGGGGCCACAGUUUCGUCCUUGUCCAGCCAAAAGCCCAGCUCACUGGCUAUGGAGCAGAUGCAGUUCCCUGCCACAGGCACCAGAAAGGCCAAGGUGCUAUAUGACUAUGACGCCCAUGAUGCCAGUGAGCUCUCCCUCUUGGCUGAUGAGCUCAUUACUGUAUACACCGUACCAGGAAUGGACCCUGAUUGGUUGAUUGGAGAACGGGGAAAUGAAAAAGGCAAAGUCCCUGUCACCUACCUUGAACUGCUGAGCUAAUGGACCUAUCAGCAGGACACAUACACACACACACUUGCAAAAAACUCUAUCUACUAUCAUCUGUGCAUUUAGUACACUUAGUGUAUUUUGAACCGUGGCUGUCUGAAACACUUAUGCAAAUCUGUCUGUUGGUUUCUAUAGUUUCUAUAAAUAUAGAUGACUAAAGAGAGGAAAUUGCAGGAAACACUUGUGAUUGUUUGAUGUGGCCAUGUGGGUCAUUACAAGUUUCCUCUUAUUCCAGUUAUUUGUAUCCAAAGUGUGAUAAGCUGCACUCUCUCAUUUUUGUUAUUUUGUUUUUGUGAAACUCAAGUCUUGUCAAUCUUAUGUGUGUUUUAUUGCAAAGCAUUCAAGAGCCAUGCAAAGACCUUGUAUAAUCCAUCAAAGGAUAAUUCAGAUUUAUUAUUACUUGGGUCUUAGUUUUGUUAUUUGGGCUAUCUUUUGUAUCUGUUAUGAUAAUGUAAUACUCACCAAAGUAAUUGCUGAGAUCUGGGAACACAGUGACAAUGAAAACUUUAACAGGACAAGAAACACAGGCAGUCAGACAGACAGGCAGACAGGGUUCACUUUGGCUGUCAGCUUAAACAGCCAAAGUGAACCCGGAAUGUCUGGGUCCUGCUUUACAUUUGUAAUGCAAAUUACAAAGUCUUGGAAGAUAACCAUACUCAGCAGUAUAUCAGUUUGUGUAGAUAAUGAUUUUAUGGUAAUAUUUAUUUUUUAAUGGCCCUUAACAAACACUGUUCCCAGAACCCCGAGACCAUUGUGGUUAAGUGUCUUCAGCUUGACAGAAUGAGUGGAAUGGCCACGGCCAUUUCAGACAUGUCUGUAGUAACAACAGGACAUGGAGCAGUAAAAGUUUGGAAACAUGACAUCUGAAGAGAGCAUUCCUAGAUAUCACUGAUACAGAAGAAACAAGUAAUUCUGAUGUAAGUGUUGCUGAAGUGAGAACUGUAGUUUCUUUUUAUGCUAACAAAUAAGAUAUUUUAGCAGAUGUUCAUUCAUCUGCAAAUAUGGAUCACACUCUUCAUUUUGGAAGACAAACAAACCAAAAACAGAUGAAACACAGCAACAGUCAGAGUUUGCACUCAGUUACAGAAGUAGUAAAGCAGUGACAAGUGUGUGUGUGUGUGUAUACACCAUGGCAAGUAUAAUAGAUCAAAGUAUAACCACACAGUUGGUCUGUAAACUAUGAUGGAAUUUUAUGGCAGAUACUUUGAGUAAUAAUUUUUUUACAAUUGUCCUUUAUUUUCUCUUCCAAAUAAGUUUGUUAGAUCUGGAGGUUUAUUGUCAACCUGUCAGAUUGUCUCUCUCCCUGUGUUUGUAAACCCGUGUGACACCUUUUAGUAAUGCUCCCAUCAACAUCUUAGCAAUUAAAGUGGUGAGUAAAAUUACAGUUUAAAAAACUGACCCAGGGUGUAAUAAACCAGAAGUAUCCUUUGUAGGAUAAUGUAGGGGAUAGUUGUGAUUUCUUAUAUCUGCUUGCUGCCACUUUCAUCUCUACAAUCUCCAGCUGUGAUAACAAAACUUUUUUUCUGUCUCAUUAUCUUUUCUUAAAACUCAGCAAAACAAUUUUAGUACAUCCAUCAUGUGCUGAGAAGGGCUUUUAACUAAAAUGGAAUAGAAAUUCUGAAUAUUUCUGAUCUUCACCCUUGCACUGCAACCCUCAUAGAACUAGGAGCAUCCAUACUGGGAGACUUGGAAGUUUCUGUUUCAGUUUUUUAAAUAUGGAAGUUAAUUGGUAAGCUCAGCAUUUUACCAGUGCAGUGGCACUAUCCGUGGACAAUAUACAGUGUGUGUUUCUAUAGAAGCCCAUUCUGGUGAUGUGAUCAUGCUUAGUAAUCAUGUUUUAUUGGUUGGUUGACAUUUUAAAUGUGAAUUCCUGAAAUGUUAUGCAGACACAUAAUAUAAAUGUACUUCCUCUGUUUCUCUACAGCUCAGUUCAUCAUGAAAUCAAAACUCAAAGUAUAAGGAUACAAAAUGAUGCUAGCCUAAAGAAAUUUUUAAACAAUACUAAUAAAUAGAUCACAGAGGCAAAAAAUUAUGAGAAUGUGGGUGGUGAAGGUGGAGAGAGAUAGCAGCAUAUAGUUAGCAGAAGUCCCAGAACAGCUAGCUAGCUUUGACAGCUGACAGACAACAGCUGAAUGGUACACACUGCUCCUUUAUUCUACAGUGCUGAACACUUACCAUACAAUGCCAGGUCUCCAUGGCUCUAACAUUCAGUACAUGAACAGUAGGAUAUAGUAAUCAUAACUUUCACCAACCCUCUUCAGAGAAGGGCACAGGCUGGUGGACAUCGAUCAGUGCACCAUAGUCCAACAUAACAAAACAGUGGAAGGCACCAGCUGUGGCGCUGUUCAGCAUUACAGUAGAUCCACGUUACCAAACUCUUGACUAGCCUUACUAUAUUACACUCUGUGUAACUUCCUUAAUAAAUGUAGCAAGAGAAAGUUAAAAUUACUUGACACUGAGUGAUUUAGUUUGCUGUCAUCAGAGUUGACCUGACAUGCAGAACUGAUGUUCAGGAAAAUAGCUCACACUCAUCAACUUGAAAGAAAGUGGAGUUUUGUGUGACCCUAAAUGUUUGUGUGUAACUAUCUACAAAUGAUGUAAGAUGCUUGUUUGGAUGGUUUACAUAAUCAGUAACAGUGCAAUAAGUGUGAGUCACAGCUGUGUGUAAAGUUGUACCCCUAUCAAAAAAGGCAAUUCCCAGUGUGAUUUCACGGUCACUCAUGCUAAUAUUAGAACUGGAGUACACAGUA